AUGAAAAAAAAAGGCGAAGAGAAAAAUUCUAAUAAAAGCGACAGAAACAAAAGCAAUCGAAUGGCACGCGAAGACGAAUACGACUAUCUAUUUAAAGUGGUGCUCAUUGGCGAUUCAGGUGUCGGAAAGAGUAAUUUACUCUCGCGGUUCACCCGAAAUGAAUUCAAUUUAGAAAGUAAAAGUACUAUUGGUGUAGAGUUCGCAACACGAAGCAUUCAAGUUGACAAGAAGACGAUCAAAGCCCAAAUUUGGGAUACAGCUGGACAAGAACGUUACCGGGCAAUAACUAGUGCGUAUUACCGAGGUGCAGUCGGCGCUCUACUCGUUUACGAUAUAAGCAAACACGGUACGUAUGAGAAUGUUGAACGAUGGCUGAAAGAAUUACGUGACCAUGCCGAUACAAACAUUAUCAUUUCACUUGUCGGUAACAAAUCUGAUUUACGGCAUUUACGUUCGGUACCUAGCGAAGAAGCGAAAGCAUUUGCUGAAAAAAACGGCAUUUCAUUUAUCGAAACAUCAGCAUUAGAUUCAACGAAUGUUGAACAAGCAUUUCACACCAUUCUUACUGAAAUUUAUCAUAUUGUCUCUCAACGUCAAAUCCCAGAUCCAAAUGGAUCUCAGGGUAAUAGUGGAUCGCAUUCAGCACCUGUUCCACUUCGUCUUCCUCCAAGUGAUACAGACUUUAAGUCAAAACAGAAUGGCUCAUGUUGUUCUUAG
This is a messenger RNA of Adineta ricciae, 717 nucleotides long. The record is from the annotation of a GenBank genome assembly. NCBI's taxonomy places the organism in Eukaryota, Metazoa, Rotifera, Eurotatoria, Adinetida, Adinetidae.